AUGCUCCGUGAAGACGCGGCAGCGCAGGGGACGCCCGGAGGCGGAGGCGGUGGCCGUGGAGAUGCCGGUGGCGGCUCCAGCGACCGCCUCAGCCGUCUACCGGACAAUAUCCUCCCCCGGGUCAUGUCGCACCUCAAGACGUGGGAGGCGGUGCGCACGUGCGUGCUCUCCAAGAGGUGGCGCCACCUGUGGGCCUCCAUGAACUGCCUCGACAUCCGCAAGCCGUGCCCCUGCGUCGACGACGGCGACAUCAGCGCCGACCAUCCCCGGACGACGGCGAGAGCCGAAUUCGUCAAGAACCUGAUGCACCGGCGGCGGCAGCUGGCGCCGCUGGACUCGCUCCGCCUCUGCUGGAGCCACGAGGCCCGCAACGGGAACGCCAACUCAUGGAUCGCCUACACCGUCAGGCACGGCGCGGAGGAAAUCGAGUUCUCCGGGGAGCAUCACACUCGCCUCAGGACCCUGAAGCUUAUCCAUGUCCGGCUGGAUGACACCACCCUCACGCAGCUCAGGUCUAGGUGCACUUGUUUGGAAGAACUAGAGCUCAAGGAUUAUCAAAUACCCGAGGUCACCACGAUCCGGACCACCAUGCUGAAGCGGUUGGCCAUGAACAAGUGCAAAAUCCCCAAGGGCUGCUUGGUUUAUGCUCCCAACCUUGUUUCGCUCUGUUGCAGCAGGCCUUUUGGGUAUGUUCCUUGGAUCGAGAACUUGGGAUCACCUGGUAUAGUCAAUAUCAUCAUGCACCGGACACCAGAUGUGUACCCAGAAUACACGGACCCCGUUUUCUGCAAUCUCAAGAUCUUGCAACUCUCUCAUGUCCAUCUUGAUGACACCACCCUCAGGCAGCUCUGUUCUAGGGUUCAUGCUCCAAACCUUGUCUUGCUGCUCUGCAUCAAGCCUUUUCAAUACUUCCCUCAGAUCCAGAAAAUGGAAUUCCUAGUCACAGCAGCUAUUGUUCUUGAUGACUCUUGCUUGCUUUCUGAUUGUCAAUGGCCACAGGAGGAGGAUGAGUCAGAUGAUAACAGCAACAAUGAAUCUGAUGGUGACUCUGGUGAUAGCAAACACAACGAAUCUGAUGAUAGUAGUAUCUACUAUGAUUCUGAUCGUGAUCGGUCUGCACCAAGUGAUGAGGAGGACGAUGACUGUACUCUGAGUUAUAAUGUGAUUGCAGAGGACAGAUACAGAGAAUCCAAGUAUUUGAUUAAUGGUCAUAAACGCAGUAUAGAUGAACCUGUGAAAAGUUGCUGUGAAGAGUAUGGGAGCAAGAUUUCUAGUGACUUCGGUGGUGUUGGUAUGCUUUGCAGCCUCUCACAUGUUAAAACAAUGGACUUGUUAGCUCAUCCAAGAGAGGUGCUGCUUACGAGGGAAUUGAAAUCUAGCACUGAAUUCAAAAACCUGAAGAUUCUGUCUCUUGGUGAAUGGUGUAUAACUCCUGGCUUUGAUGAGUUAGCAUCCAUACUUGGGCACUCACCAAACUUAGACAUGGCAUAUAACAAAAGAUUGGGAUUCAUUCAAAGUACAAGGUCAUUCGUGUGCACCAAGCUGAAGAUGGUGAAGAUCACAUGCUGUUGUAUGGAAAAGGUUGACUGA
Messenger RNA from Miscanthus lutarioriparius, 1590 nucleotides. The record is from the annotation of a GenBank genome assembly. Lineage: Eukaryota; Viridiplantae; Streptophyta; Magnoliopsida; Poales; Poaceae.